Molecule: messenger RNA, 2695 nt
Organism: Coturnix japonica (Japanese quail)
Lineage: Eukaryota; Metazoa; Chordata; Aves; Galliformes; Phasianidae
Gene: FDX1
Product: ferredoxin 1
Biological process (GO): P450-containing electron transport chain
Cellular component (GO): mitochondrion
Molecular function (GO): electron transfer activity; 2 iron, 2 sulfur cluster binding
Source: RefSeq, a predicted model, not a curated record
UGGCGUAGACCGCUGCGAAAGUCGCCGCAGCUUGCGCCAGAGGCGUAAGAGCCGAGACUUUGCCCCCACCCCUCCCGGUGCCGAGGCCUCGCGCUGCCGCCCGACGCCAUGGCCGCUCCGGCACCGCUCCGCCUGCUCUUCCGGGCCGCCGCAGCCCCCUCCCGUCUUUGGUUCCUCUCCGCCUUGCCGGCAUCUGGAACGGGGCCGAGCUGCAGCGCCGCGGCCGUGAGGGCGUUGCGGCCGCUCAGCCUCUCGGCGCGGACGGCGCGCAGCUCAGAAGAUAAAAUAACUGUUCAUUUCAUAAACCGUGAUGGUGACAAGCUAACAGCCAAAGGAAAACCUGGAGAUUCAUUGCUGGAUGUUGUUGUUGAAAAUAAUCUAGACAUAGAUGGUUUUGGUGCGUGUGAAGGAACAUUAGCCUGUUCAACGUGUCAUUUAAUCUUUGAAGACCACAUAUUUGAGAAACUAGAUGCAAUUACUGAUGAAGAGAUGGACAUGCUAGACCUGGCAUAUGGUCUCACAGAAACAUCGCGUUUAGGCUGCCAGAUCUGCUUGAAGAAGUCAAUGGAUAAUAUGACUGUUCGAGUACCAGAAGCUGUUGCUGAUGCCAGACAAUCAGUAGAUUUGAGUAAAAACUCCUAAAAGAAAACAUCGUAGGAGUUUCAAAGAAGCUUAAUUAUUUUUAUAACUUAUUUUUAAAUGUGUAAUUAAAUAUGGAAACUUACAUAAUUGUGAGUUAUUUUAUAUGACUAUCAGUACUAGAUUAACGCUAUUUUAAUUUUUCUUUAUAGAACCUCCUAUAUUUUUACGCUUCGGAUGCAAUAAUACUUCUAAAUGAUCACUGGACUAUAAAUGUUAACAACUGUAUUACAGGUUUCAUAUAAUUUUUCUCUGCCAAAACCUUUCUUGAUGACUGAAAACUGAAUCACUUGUACAAGACUUGCAGACCCCCUGGGCAUUGCGAGGUGUGAGGCCUAGAUCUGAUAGCUGGUCUUGUGAGAUUGCAGAAGGGCUUUUUCAUGUGUUGCUCUUAAAGAUUUAUGCUCAGAACUAAUUUACUUUCUUAGUGAAUAUGAUACUUCCUUUGCAAGUAGUGGAUUUUCUGGUAGUUGUUUUCCAGUUUUUGUAACUUACUAGAGAUGUGGCAAAUCCCAUCUCAUGAAAAUAUUGUUAAAACCAUAAAAACGAGGGGCCAGUACAGAACUGGGCACAUGCAAUUUGGUUGUUGCAGUAUGUCGCAACUGUGGAGGUUGAAAAGGGCUUCGGGUAAAGGCUUGGAGCUGUAUGAAACAGGAAGUAAAUGCAGACUCUUACCAUUCUCUGAAGUUGGAUGGCUGAACUGAGGUUGAAAAAGAGAUUGAUGUAGAUUGAUGGCUAAGAAAACUCAGUUGGGUCUUAUUUUAGUUGUUCUAAAGUAGGCUAAAAUAAAGUAAUGUCUAAGACUUGCAUUGGUUUACCUGCUCAUUGUUGCCAAGAUAACUAAAUGCAGUGGCUGUCACUAAUACAGCACUUAUUACUUUUAUAACAUUAUUUUAAGAUUUAGGGCUUAUUAUGCAUGUAACAUGUUUAUUUACAUUUGAAUGCUUUAAUGCAUUCAUUAAUGCCUUAUUUGAACUGGUGACAAUGAUGCCUGGGCAUCUUUUCUUGCAUUGUAUUUAUGGAGAGGAAAAAAACACAAACUAUUUUUCCAGUGUCGAGUAUUGGAAUUAUUUUGCACUUCAUAAAAGUGGGGGGGACAGGAAGUCCCUGUUAGAAAAAGAAAUAUUUUCUAGAGCUGUUUUGAGGGGAUAAAAAGGCUUGCGGUCCUUGCUUUCCUCUCUGAGCAGACAUUCCUUUGCUUUGUGGUGCUCACUUUGGACUUUCCCCUAAAGCAAGGUAUGCUUCAUGUGCGAGAUCUGCUCAGAGAGCAUUAAGGAGUUGGAAAUGAGCUUUGUAUCUCAUCGAAUUAGAAGUACAACUUCAGAGUUGAAAUUUCCUGACUUAUUGAAAGCUGGAGAGAUUGAGGUUGGUUGGAGAAGUGUUCUGAAGAUGCUGCUGUCUUCCUUUGGAACUGCUGUGAGCAGCUGUAAUUUAGAGGUUACCCUUCCACAAUCACAUAAGCUCGCUGUCUGUAUUGCCUUUAUCCCAGGUUCAUUUAUACACUGCACUUCUUAUUAAAUACCAAACUUUUAUCAUUUUUACAUGAGACACAGCUCAACUUCCAAGAGAGAGAACUCGGGUCAUAACCAGAUGUGCUGCGUCUUACAGGAGAAAGGACCUGAAGUUUCAGUAGAGAUGUGACGUUUCAGGGUGGGGCGUGUUUGAUUGCGGGGCUCUCUGUGUUACUGCAGCACUGAGCUCUUCUCCUGCAUGGAAUCUUGAAGUGCUUAAUGCUGCCCUGAACAAAAGUGAAAAGUCUGCUGUCCAAGUUUUCCUUAAAACACAACAGAACAAGCUUGGUUUAUAUGUGCUGCUUCUUACUAUAAUGAGUUGGAGUCUCCUCUAAGUAUGCCAAUGGGGGGAACAGCAGGACAAGACAAAUGGGGGGAAAAAAACACCUUCGAAAUCCUUUUGAAUUUUGGAAGAAUUCCAUGGUUCAUAUAAAUAUAAGUGUCAAAAGACAGAAGAACAGGUGUGGAAUCCCCACCAUCUCAGAUAUACUUGUGUCCUUUUUGUCAAAGUGAUUUGCAAAUAAAUCUUAUUUUAUACCACUUUC